Molecule: messenger RNA, 1358 nt
Organism: Aspergillus aculeatinus CBS 121060
Lineage: Eukaryota; Fungi; Ascomycota; Eurotiomycetes; Eurotiales; Aspergillaceae
Product: putative HLH DNA binding domain protein
Exons: 2
Coding region: 140-1270 (376 amino acids)
Source: RefSeq, a predicted model, not a curated record
UCCCGCGCAGGUGCAGACGUACCGUACAUAUCAGAGACAUUCCCCAGUCUAGACGCAUCAGCCUCAGACAUACAGCGUCCCCAACUGCAAGAGACACCCUCCUUUGUCUCACUCAUCAGCACAGCAAAUCUUUGACUGAAUGUCUGACGACAUCGUCCGACGCUCUCCAUCCGACAUGCGCACCAUCUCCAGUGCCUCCAGUACCGCAGACAUGAGCGACGACCGCCGUCUACCACCCCUACCACGGGUGGAGCCUUUGCCCCGGGGACCUUUCAACCCCUUCACUUCCAACAUUUUUGCUCCUAGUCCGCCUACGUCACACGAAACUUUCCCUGUCAGGUCCCCUUGGCCAUCGGCGGAGCAUAUGGUGGCACCUCCAUCCCCGGCGACCUCCGCUGAUAGCUCUUGGCCGGAGCCUUUGCCUUCGCAGAAAGUUCUCGAGUGGCACCAGGAGCUCUCUCACAAUGAAAUCCUGAGUCUGAUCAUGCCUAAACACAUCAACCGCAAGCCACCACUGCAGCAACUGUGUGGCCGUAAGCGGAAGGGAAACAUGAUUUCGGCGGACUCGGACGAGCAGAGGGAGAAGCACAGAAUUGCUGAGGGUAACCGCCGCAAGAACCUCAGCCAGUUGCACCGCGAACUCGACAGUCGCCUCCACGAUUUCUUCCUUGAGCGAGCAGGUUGGAAUCCAUCCAAGAGUCUCCCCGAAUCGAAAGAGCAUAUUGUGCAGGCCGCCAUAUUUCUCAUCGACUUCAUGCUUGUGAUCAUUAUUCAUCUGAUCCACCAGGAAAAUGAACCGCCGCGUCACCUUUCGAAAAAGCUGCAGACCCAACUCCGUUGCAUGCAGCUGCAGCAAACAGUGUCCCAUCUACAGCAACAGAAUCAGAGCCUUCAACAACAAGUCAAGACCCUGAAGCAAGAGAACCAGAUGUUGGAAGAGCGCAAUCAGACGCUUGAGUUUCAGCUGAAGACGUAUGAGCACAUGUUCCGCACCUCCAAGAGCGAGCACAUGGCCCCUCAGCCGAUGCCAAAUCCAGCAGAGCCCAAGCCACGGAACAUGCUCCCUGGCUUGAGGGUGUUCUGUGACGAGAUUGCUGUCAAUGGCCCUGAGUCUCGGUUGGAGCACAUUCCCGCUGCAGCAACGCAGUCAUUUGGCCACUCUUACCCGGGUAACACUCCCCCCGUCACCGGCCCCUCGUCACCGAUGUUCACUCAGGCAUCUUACUCGGUACCGGCAUCACGACGCCCAUCGCUCAACCCGUCGCCCUGAUCGACUUGAGCGCGCCGCGCCAACGAACAGCUGCGAGCGCUGCACUCAGCAGUCAAAUCUUGAAUUGCAAAUAGAGCUUGGUACAUAC